Molecule: messenger RNA, 459 nt
Organism: Symbiodinium pilosum
Lineage: Eukaryota; Dinophyceae; Suessiales; Symbiodiniaceae
Source: the annotation of a GenBank genome assembly
AUGCCGUCGUUGCUGCGCGAGUUUCAGGGGCAAUCAACUUGCUACGGCAAAGUGUCCGUUGCAAUCUAUGGGUUUAUUAUCAUCUUUGGAAGCCUUACCACUGUCUUGGGCAUGGUGGCACCAAUCGCAUCAGCAGACUGCAUGGCGGAUCCGUUUGCAGCCCAUGCAAAAACAGACGCCGAUCAACUUGUGUGGUUCAAGGCCAUGGGCCGCACGUCAGGUGCCUUGGGAACCACCUUUCUCCUGGCCGUCUAUAUGAUGGGACAUUCUGUCAAGUCAUGCCUCCUCUUGCUCAUGUGGGGAUGGCUUAGUUUCCUGAACUUUGCAGUUGUGAUCCCGGAUGAUUUCGCUCAGCUCAAAGGCUCUGAAGCAGGUGAGGCUUGCAUGCGAAACGUGCGGGUUCAGGUUGGGGCCUUUGCGGCCUUGGAGGCUGUGUGCGUACCUCGGUUUAGGGUUUAG